Molecule: messenger RNA, 2689 nt
Organism: Lynx canadensis (Canada lynx)
Lineage: Eukaryota; Metazoa; Chordata; Mammalia; Carnivora; Felidae
Gene: THEMIS2
Product: thymocyte selection associated family member 2
Exons: 6
Coding region: 188-2113 (641 amino acids)
Biological process (GO): T cell receptor signaling pathway
Source: RefSeq, a predicted model, not a curated record
ACGUCGCGCCCCCAGUGUGAGAGGCAGGAACGCAGGCCACUGCAGGGGUGAGGAGGCCGAGGCCCGCGGAGGGCUCCGGCCGGGUCCCCACGCCCCGCGGCCGAGCGGCUCCGCCCACAGGGGCCAGGCAGGGGGCAGGGCAGGGCUGCAGGGCCACUCAGGAGGCGUCCAGCGAGCCGCGAGGACCAUGGAGCCGGUGUCCCUGCAGGACUUCGUUUGCGCCCUGGACCCCGCCUCCCUCCCGCGUGUGCUGCGAGUCUGCUCGGGGGUCUACUUCCAGGGCUCCAUCUACGAGAUCUCUGGGAAUGAGUGCUGCCUCUCCACAGGGGACCUGAUCAAGGUCACCCAGGUUUGCCUCCAGAGGGUGGUCUGCGAGAACCCAGGAACCGGCCAGACCAUUGAAAUCGCCCCCACCUUCCGUGGCCACUUCAGCCCCCUCACCGGCCCCCAGAGCUACGGAACCCUGAACGAGCUGCUGUCUGCUGCAACCCAGCACUCCAAGAAGCUGCCCAUUUGCUUCAUGUCGACCCACAGAAUCACCACAGAGGCCAGGGUGGUGCCUGAGGACCAGCCCCUCCUGCUUGAGGCUGUGGAAAUAUACCACGGGGCCAACUGCGCCCGCUGUGUGCUAGACACUGAAGCCCAGCAGUUCGUUCUGCACCUGCCCCUGUCCCAGAAGGGGCCCUUCUGGGAAUGGGAGCCCGGUGCCCCUCGGCCCCUGCUCCAGGCUCUGCAGGACGCAGCCCUGAAGGACCUCCUCUUCACCUGCCCCACCCUCCCCUGGCACUCCCUGAUCCUGAGGCCCCAGUAUGAGGUCCAAGCCAUCAUGCACAUGCGCAGAACCACUGUCAAGAUCCCCUCCACCCUGGAGGUCGACGUGGAAGACGUCACGGCCUCCUCUCAACACAUCCACUUCAUCCAACCACUGCUGCUGAGUGAGGCCCUGGCCCAGGGGGGGCCCUUCCCUCUGACCACAGAGAUCCUGGAAGUUCCAGAGGGGCCCCCUAUCUUCCUCAGCCCGUGGGUAGCGUCCCUACAGAAAGGCCAGAGGCUCUGCAUCCAUGGCCUGGCCUCACCGCCCUGGCGGGUCCUGGUCUCGACUAAGGGCCGGAAGGCGCCCAGACACUUCAUGGUCUCUGGGGCUUACCAGGGCAAGCUGCGGCGGCGGCCAAGAGAGUUCCUCACGGCCUAUGACCUCCUGAGCGCUCUCCGGCCAGGCCAGCCGCUCAGGGUAGUGGCCACAAAGGACUAUGAGGGCGAUGGGGUAGAGAGCCCUGGGUUCACUUCCCUGGCUGUGGGUGACAGGCUGGAGGUAUUGAGGUCUGGCCAGGCCCACGGCGCUGAAGGCAGAGACAUAGAUGUCUUGGUGUGUCAACGGCUGAGCGACCAGGCUGGGGAGGAGGAGGAAGACUACGAACAGGUAGAUGAAGACCAGAUUCUGCUGCCCCUCUACUGCUCCAGUAGCUUCGUGGAGGAGAUGAAUGACGGCCGGCGCUACAGCCUGGAAGAUCUGACUACCCAGUUUUCACUGCCCUGUGAAGUCAAGGUGGUAGUCAAGGACAGCAGCCACCCUGCUGACCCUCUGCCCUCCUUCCCGGGCCUGCGGCUGGAGGAGAAAAUCAUGGAACCCUUCUUGGUGGUCAGCCUUGACUCCAACCCUGCGAUGUGCUUUGAGAUCCCUCCCCGGUGGCUGGACCUGACUGUUGUGGAGGCUAAGGGCCGGCCGGGCCGGCCAGCCAGGCCUCUUCCUAUAGCCACAGUGCAGGAGCUGGCAGAUGCCUUCUACUAUAGCCUUCGGAGGUUACCAGCCUUUGAGAGCCAACUCCCACCACCAAGACCCCCCAAAAGUGAGGGCCUCCGCGGGCAGAAGAAACAAACCAGCAAGGGAAAAGGCAGCCAGUCUUCUCAAGUCUUAGAACUGCAGCAAUGCCCCCGGCUCCUCAAACCCAGGAUGAAGACACUGCCACAGAGUGCCAAGAACAGCUCAGAUACAUACAGCAAGGUUUCUGCCCACAAGAAGGGCCUCAGGGCCACUAAGUCCAACACGAAGGCUCCAGAUGAUGACGAACAUGAUUAUGAAGAAGUACUUGAACAAUUUUGGAAUACCCUGUAGAUGCCGGAGGAGCCCUGCUUCUUAACUGCUGCUUCUCAGGGAAUCUGAGAUACCAGCCAACCAUUACAAGACGGUGGACGGGAUCUCACUGAAAUCAGACUACGGACGGCAAAGGACUCUGGGGGCCUGAUCUGUAAAGGGAUGGACAUUGUACCAGCUUCCGUCCGGUUCUAGGCUCCUGGCACCUUGCACUCCCUCAGCCUCAGAGUUUUGGUACCCAGAGGAGCCAACUGGGUUCUACUCAAUCCUGAGUCCCCAGCACCAGUCGUCUCACUGGUUGGUGCAGAAAGUAAUCAGAGAACACCAAACUGGGCGGCGGUGGCACAGUGUUUCCUGCCUCUUGGUAAAGGGGACUCAAUCCUGACCACACCGCACCAAGAGCCUUUUGUUAUGUUUGCCACCCCCUCGUUGUUGGCCCACUCCUUCUCCUCUUCCCCCACCCAACUCUAAGCCCCCGAGAGACCAGGACCCUCUCAUCUCUGCAGUACACAGCACAUGAGAGCUGCAGGGGACUAUCCAAGAUUUUUUUCACUCGAAAACCAUUGAAUAAAAAUGACAUCUGGGCUUCUGGAAAAA